Molecule: messenger RNA, 805 nt
Organism: Aricia agestis (brown argus)
Lineage: Eukaryota; Metazoa; Arthropoda; Insecta; Lepidoptera; Lycaenidae
Gene: Pgrmc2
Product: membrane-associated progesterone receptor component 2
Exons: 3
Coding region: 110-697 (195 amino acids)
Cellular component (GO): membrane; endomembrane system
Source: RefSeq, a predicted model, not a curated record
CAAUUUUUACCGAAGUUGUACAACAAUAUCUUUUAAAAGUUAUUUGUAACGUUAUUUUAUACUAAACCAAAUAGAAAUUUUCCAGGUUUGUGUAUAAAAUAUCAUAAAAAUGGAUUCAGUAACAGAUCAAAAACCCGUAGAAAACGAGAACGUUUCGAGCAGUACAAGUUUUUUAUACGAUAUAAUCAGCCCGGUAAAUUUACUGUUGACUGUAAUUUUUGCAUUAUUCGUGUAUAAAAUUGUGAGGAGCAAGUUCGGCAAGGGGUCCGCGGGAGCGGUAGAACCAGAGCUCGCUAAAAUACGCAAGGAUAUGACUAUAGCGGAGUUAAGACAAUACGAUGGGACGCAGCCCGAUGGUAGAAUUCUAGUCGCCGUAAAUGGCUGGAUAUUCGACGCAACCAGUGGUCGACGGUUCUACGGGCCAGGGGGUCCAUAUGCCGCUUUCGGAGGAAGAGAUGCUUCCCGAGGUCUUGCUACAUUCUCUGUCACAUCAUCUGAUAAAGAAUAUGAUGACCUUAGUGACCUAAAUUCAAUGCAAAUGGAGUCAGUCAAGGAGUGGGAGGCACAGUUCAGAGAGAAAUAUGAUCUAGUCGGUAGAUUAUUGAAGCCCGGUGAGGAGCCAACAAACUACUCUGAUGAAGAACUGGAAGAGCCUGACACAUCGACAACCAACACUGAUGAUAAAAAGGAACAGUAAUUCCAUUUACAGCUGCGACACAAGAUUUUAAGUCACAUUCCGUCCUGCUCACAUCAUUUGGUAACUAAUAUAUUUGUUUUUUUUUUUUCAAUUUUAAACUGCCAUAGG